Malassezia vespertilionis is the source of this 2664-nucleotide messenger RNA. RefSeq names its product Exocyst complex component S5 (gene SEC5). Gene Ontology annotation, biological process: Golgi to plasma membrane transport; exocytosis. The record is from RefSeq and is a predicted model, not a curated record. Gene Ontology annotation, cellular component: exocyst. Bases 1 to 2664 code for a protein of 887 amino acids. The transcript has a single exon. Lineage: Eukaryota; Fungi; Basidiomycota; Malasseziomycetes; Malasseziales; Malasseziaceae.
AUGGCUGGCUUGUCGGUGAGCGAGGGCGAGCUGUUGAAGGAGUACGGCCUUACGACGCUGCACCCACAGCGGUGGGAGGAUACGCAUUAUACAGCUGGGUCUGACACUGGUGGUGGAUUUUCCCACGGCGAUGCACACGGCGAAGAUUGGACCGAUCCAUUGCAUCUCUCCGCUACGGCGCCCUCGGCGCGACAGAUGAGCAACGACGAGCGUGCGCAAGUGAUGAUUGGAAGCAAGGCGUUUGACCCAAAAGUAUUUUUGCAAACUGUACAUCCUGAAGCUUCAUUUGCGGAUCUCUCUCGCGGCGCACAGCAGCUGCGAGCGACCAUCGACCAGCGAUCCGAGGCGCUCAAGGUGCUGGUCGACGAGAAUUUUGACCGCUUUGUGAGCAUAAAAGUUACUAUGGAUGGCGUAUAUCGAGAGAUGAGUGAGUCUUCGAGCGGUCCGCUUGUUUCGGGCGCAGAUUGUGGCGUACGGACGCUGCGCAAGUGUAUUACCAGUGCCAGCUCCAGGGCAGACCAAGUGUUUAGGCCUAUCUUGGAAAACCAUAUUAAAGCAAUUAAGCUGCGCAAUACACUUGGUGUUUUUCAGCGCUCUCAUUUCUUUUUCAACCUGCCGGGCUCAUUGAACGAGUUUGUAGAGGCGGGAAACUAUGAGGCGGCGCUGCGCGACUAUAAGAAAGGUAAGUACCUUUUGGAGACGCGACCCGGACAGAUACUUCCCGUGAACACGGAGAAUGCUGCGGGCGCAGCACCAAACGAGCAUCAGCUUGCGCAGCAGCGGCGUAUCUUCAGCAUUGUCUGGGACGCUGUCGAGCAGACCAUGUACGAUAUGCAGAGCCGCUUACGGGCACACCUUCAAGACCCACAGCGGAGCGUUGAAGAGCAGGAAAAGUGCAUACAUGUGCUUUUAGAGCUCGAUCCUGAGACGGAUCCCAUCGCCAACUUUUUGUCCUCGCAACACGAGCACAUUGGCUCAUUGCUCCGUACUACGUUUGAACGCGAGCAACAUGCGAUUGAAGCUGCACGCGCCACACUGCUUCGUGGAAAGCGCGACCCGAUUGACCAGGCCAAGGAUUUGAGCAACUGCCUCGUGCUAGUUCGAUCAAGCUCAGGUUCUAAGCCGUUUUUCAACAAGGCGCUCGGCACCUCUGUGUGGCUGGCAAUCGACGACAUGAUUGCAAAUGUGUGUACUACCGUGCUCCGGACUAUGCCCACAUUCUGGCGCAUCGCAUGUGAUCAUAAAGAGGGCAAGUUUAACAAAGAAAGGCCCGGCACCUUUUCUGACUCAACUAUUCACAAGCAGGCGCAGGGAUGGGCGCAAGAGAACAUCCAGCUUUUCAUCAAGCGCAUCGAUGCAUACUUUGGACAGGAGCCCUUCCGAGUGCGCGCCAAACAGCCGCUUUUUAUGCAGCUUCCCGCAUGGGUGCCAGAGCAGAGCUGCUCGUUGAGCACGACGUACUGCAUGAACAGUAUCCUUGGCAGGCUCCACGAGACUGUACAGGAGCUCAAGCUGCUUGCAAUACCCGGGACGGCGAAAGAACUGGAUGCGUUGCUGUUAGAUACCCGCUUCCAAUUCACCGAAGUUCUUUGCUUCCUCUGGCUCCGCGAUGCGCAUCUCUGCUACCACAUGGAGAACUGGACCUCGAAUGCACAGCAGCCCGCAAUCACCUCAUUUCUUUUCUCUUUGUCCGUGUUCAACCGCUGGAAUGCGCGUGAAGGGUUCUAUAUUGCCGAAGGACGCACAAAGCAGUCUUCCAGUGCCGAAGAAGCUCAAGUGCACGCCGUAUUUAGCGAUCGUCUGAAGAAGACGUUUGUGAGCGCUUUGUACGCGUUCCUGGACGGAAUUGUCACCGCGGCGACUACCCCAAGCGAAUUUUAUCACCGGCUUGAAUGGAGUGCGGAUACCCCAGCACCCGCACCCGCGCUGCCCGACCGCGACACGCGCAUUUUGCUCAGCGUCUCCAACUUGUCGCAUUUGCGCUCGCAUGUGAUCAAUGCAUGGGUCAAGCAGUUUGAAGAAGCAUACCACGUAUCGCUCAUGAACGAGCAUAUGCAGCUGCUUGAAGUGUGCGGUAAGCUUGAUAGCCAGCUUCUCAACGAUUUUGUGCGUCGGCACGGUGACAAAAUUACGCAAGUGAUGCGGCGUGGUAUCUUGGAAGACGGCGUCGCAUGGGACAGUUUGCCGAGACCCACUUCUGUCAGUCCCUUCAUCUUCCAGGCCCUCUUGCUGCUCGUCGAGGUGCAUGCGCAGAUCCGCGCCACCGUUCCACUGCUUGUCUCGCGUGCCAUUUCCUCCUUGGUCGAAACCAUGGUCAAUGCGGCAGCCGACGCAUAUAGCCGCGUGCCUACGUUCAACAAAGGCGGCAUGCUGCAAGCCACCUUGGAGAUCGAGUUUGUCCACCAAACCAUGGCGUUCCACGUAACACCUGCUGCGGAAAACGCACUUAAGCGCAUGUACGAGUCCAUCAGCCAGCGCUACGGCAGCACACCCAGUGGCAAACGCGACCAGAAAGACUUCCUGCAAAAAGAGCUAGAAAGCGUCAAGCAAACCCUGAUCGCGUCGCGCAAAGCCACUGCGCUCGAAUUUCUCUGCUUCCGCCGACCCAAAACGGGGGAGGCACCUGACAGUAGUGCAGACGCAGCGCAUGCUUCUCAAUCGUAG